AUAUUUACAGCACUUCCAAACCUGUUGGCUCUGCUACGCUCCUUGACGCUGCGACUUUGCUUCUGCACAGUCUCUCCGCCUCGCCAUCAUUUGCCACAUUUCGUCCACAACACAAUGCAGCAAGUACUGAUUCGUAUGCCUACGGCGGGAGGCGCAAAGGCGUCGGGGCCGCUUCUGCAGCAACUUGCAAAGUCGCUGGAGACGGAGGGCGCGCAGCUGGCCAGCAAAAUAAAGGGCAUAGUGGUGUUCAAGAUCGACGACGCCGAGUGGAGCCUGGACCUGAGCGAGGGCAGCUCGGGGGCGCUGUACGAGGGGCCGCCGGCGGAGGGCGCCAAGCCCGACCUCACCCUCACCACCAGCGACGCCACCUUCGCGCAGAUGGUCAUGGGCAAGGUCAACCCGCAGACGGCCUUCCUGACGCGCAAGCUCAAGAUCAACGGCUCCAUGGGCAUGGCUAUGAAGCUGGCGCCCGUGCUGGAGGCGGCGCAGCCCAGGGCCAAGAUGUGAGAGGUGGCAGCAGGGUGCAGGGCGCAGGGCACGGGGUGGUGUGGCCGCUGACUGGCUGACAGGAUGGGGCGGGAGGCGCGGAGGAGUGAUGGAGCGGCACGAGGACGGGUGGCGCUGUAGGGGUGUGCGCUGGGAGGAGGGAGGAAGCGCCGGACAGGGAGGGAGCGGCAGGUGUUGAGCUGCCGGCCAGGGUGAGGACGAGGGCGGGGUGUGCUGAUGUGCUGGUGUGCUGAUGUGCUGGUGUGCUGAUGUGCGGGACGCGGGGCGCUGGUGGUGCGUGAAGCGGAAUAGAGAGGAUGGCAACGCGUGGACGUGUGCGGCAGCUGCGAAUACGGUACACAAUGUUAUGCUGCCCGCCGCGGCGUGUCAGGCGCGGCUGUGUGUUGCACGGCAGUUGUGCACUGACUGCUGACGAGCCGGCCUGCCAGGCGGCCAGCCUGCCACGCGGCCCGGCGCUGCGACGGGAGGGCGGGGCUGGAGGGGCGCGGGACUGCGGCGGUGCAUAUUGCGCGGCGGCUCGCUCGCUCGUUCAGUGUCUGAGUUGCCCAGGUGGCCGCGGUGGCGCCACUGCACUUGAGUGCAGGCAGGCGUGCAGCAACGGAACGUCCCGCCAGAAGUGUAACACC
Molecule: messenger RNA, 1133 nt
Organism: Chlamydomonas reinhardtii
Lineage: Eukaryota; Viridiplantae; Chlorophyta; Chlorophyceae; Chlamydomonadales; Chlamydomonadaceae
Exons: 3
Coding region: 115-507 (130 amino acids)
Cellular component (GO): cytosol
Source: RefSeq, a predicted model, not a curated record